UUGGAGGGGCAGAACAGUGGCUAAACAGUGGCUAUGUCUCACAGGAAAUGUGCCUCACCGACCCAAUGAGAGACAAGGUCACUUUGUCGAUGAUGAGUGCCAGACGCCUCCUUUUAAACUGAUGUCACAACCUUUAGAAGCUGAUCUCAGCGCACAUAACCCAUGUGAGAUAGUUGUAGAGGUCAACGACUGUGAUGAACUGCCACCUGCAGCACAGGCCUGGGAUCACAGCACAGCAAUUACAAACUCAGAUGAUGACAAGACAAAGUGCAUGGAAGAUGACACAGAAGGCACUUCAUCCUCAGAGGGGGAAUUAUUUAUUGACGACAGUGAUGAGGACUAUGUUCCGACUGGUGGUGCUAAGAAGCCCCAAGUCAGCCAGGACUCCCAUCAAGCCAUCAGCAAGGAAAAACCUUUGAGUGAUGAUGCACACAAAGAGUCAGAAGAAAAGGUUACACUUUUGAUCUCCAGUAAUGGAGAAACUUCAGUGUUCAUACCUGAUGAUGCUGAGAAUGAAGAUGAUGACGACGGUGACGAAGAUGAUGACGAUGAUAAUGACGACGGUGAUGAUGCCGGUGAUGAACACUUGGAUGAAAAGACUGAGAAACCAACAGUAUCAUUCAAACCCAAGAAGACGUUUGAGUGUUCAACCUGUGGAAGAGUGUGUCCGUCCACCAGUGCACUGAAGCGCCACCUUAUAAUUCACUCGGGACAACGACCCUUCAGGUGCUUCAUAUGUGGCCGAGGAUUCACGCAGAGUGGAAACCUCAGAACGCACAUGAAAGUUCAUAAAGGAGAGUCUGGAUGGUCAUUACUGAAAGAGAAGAAACCUCCAGUAAAGGCUCCUGUCAGAGUCAAUGUGUGUAAAGACUGUGGAAUGGUUUUCCCCGAAACAGAUCAGCUGGAAGAACACAAAAAGACUCACCAGAAUUACAAGUGUACUGUCUGUGGAAGGACUUUCAAAAUAGAGCAGUCGUGGAAACUGCACAUGGAGCACAUUCACUCAGAGGAUUCAACUUUUUGUUGUAAAAUGUGCGGUAAGCGCUUCUCCAAAGAAUUAUGCCUAAAAAACCACAUGUUGACACACACUGCUGAAAGGAAAUUUAAGUGUGACCAGUGUGGUCGCGGGUUUCUGUCAUCCGAUAGACUGAAAACACACCUUAAGACGCACACAGGAGAGCGGCCUCACCUGUGCCCCAUCUGUGGAAAAGGUUUCACACAACGAUACUCACUAAAAAUUCACCUGCAAGCUCACACUGGCGAAAAACGUCAUGUUUGUAACGAAUGUGGGAAGCGCUUUUUAUAUGACUCAAGUUUUCAGAGCCAUUUGAAGUCUCACAACAAGAAGCCAAGAGAGCGAACAAAGCCGUUGGGUCGACCAAAAAGACAAAUGGAAACGGCAGAUGAUUCCGAAUGCAAUCCCUGACAUGUUUAAAUGUAUUAAACUAUGUUUUACACAUGCAUGCAUCAGAAUAUGAGCGAGGAAUGGAGGAAAAGCUGAAGCUGUUAUUGUCCUCGUGAGAUUUGUGAUAUUGCCGUUUUGGUUCCUGGACAGCGGCAGCCCCGUCCGCCCUGAUGUCAAGUUGACUGCUGAACUUACACAUACUGUACACAUUGUUGCAAUCACUACUCACCACAGUCUUGUUGCUUUGUUGCUGUUUGUUUGCUGCUUAGAGGAGUCCAAAGGGUGCUGUACAUGGAGGACUAAACUAUGGAUAUCAGUAGAUGCUACCUGAGAAACAGAAGAUUCUGGGAUAUGAGCUCCCUCUUCAAUGAGAAACAUUUCAUGAGGAUUUAUUAGGAAUAAUGAGGGGGGAGAAAAAAGUUAUGUAUGAAUGCGACUGUCAUUGUCCUUUGUUUGAACUCUGACAUGAAUUGUUUACUUGGGUACACACAUAAAAUGGUGUGGGCCAGAUUUCCACGUACUACA
This is a messenger RNA of Thalassophryne amazonica, 1930 nucleotides long. RefSeq names its product zinc finger protein OZF-like. Gene Ontology annotation, cellular component: nucleus. The transcript has 6 exons. NCBI's taxonomy places the organism in Eukaryota, Metazoa, Chordata, Actinopteri, Batrachoidiformes, Batrachoididae. The record is from RefSeq and is a predicted model, not a curated record. Bases 122 to 1426 code for a protein of 434 amino acids.